This is a messenger RNA of Monopterus albus (swamp eel), 3624 nucleotides long. RefSeq names its product leucine-rich repeat transmembrane neuronal protein 4-like. The transcript has 2 exons. The coding region runs from base 276 to 1901 and encodes 541 amino acids. The record is from RefSeq and is a predicted model, not a curated record. NCBI's taxonomy places the organism in Eukaryota, Metazoa, Chordata, Actinopteri, Synbranchiformes, Synbranchidae. Gene Ontology annotation, molecular function: protein binding.
GCGCACACAGGAGGAGACUGAACUAUAGCGGCGACUCCAACUACGACCCAAGUGUGAAGACGUCCCAUUUGUGAGCGCAGGACAGAGAUCAGGGGGCUCUGGACGCUGCGGAAAACUUGUCUUCAUUUCAAUUUCGCCUCUCAUUGAAGGCAGAAGUGAUGCUCCGCAUGCGGACCGAAGCUGUCGCUGCGUGAACUGUGAUCUUCUCAUCUAGGGGCAGUUUAAUGUGCUCUUUAUCCAUUUCUUUCGGAGGAUUGCGCUUUCCCUAGGUGACGAUGCGUUCGGUGAUGUUGGGCUGGAGGUUGUCAUGUCUUCUUCUGCAGGCAGCUGUUUUGCUGCUGCCCAGCAAGGGGGAGAGGAUGUGUCCUGUGACUUGCCGCUGUGAUGGAAAGAUUGUUUACUGCGAGUCUGGCAUCUUCCAAGACAUACCAGAAAACAUCACCACAGGAUGCCAAGGUCUGUCACUGCGUUAUAACAACCUGCUGGUUCUGUUGCCGUACCAGUUUGCUCAUCUCAGUCAGCUUAUCUGGCUUUACUUGGACCACAACUCCAUCAGUGCUAUAGAUGCUUUAGCCUUCCGUGGUGUGCGCAGGCUCAAGGAACUGAUUCUCAGCUCCAACAAAAUAACCCAUCUGCACAAUAAUACGUUCAGUGCCAUACCAAACCUGCGGAAUCUGGACUUAUCUUAUAAUCAGCUGCAGUCUCUACAGCCGGGUCAUUUCUAUGGCCUACGCAAGCUACAGAAUCUCCACCUUCGAUCGAACGGACUCAAGCAGAUUCUCAUUCGCACAUUUCUGGAGUGCCGCAGCCUGGAGUUUCUAGACUUGGGCUAUAAUCGCUUGCGGAGCCUCACUCGUACAACAUUCUUAGGCUUGUUCAAGUUGAAAGAACUUCAUCUAGAGCACAAUCAAUUUUCCAGGAUCAAUUUCUAUAUUUUCCCACGCCUUAUCAACCUCCAGGCUCUUUAUUUGCAAUGGAACCGCAUACGAUAUAUCAGUCAAGGUGUGCCUUGGACCUGGCACAAGCUACAGAAAUUGGACCUGUCAGGGAACGACAUCCAAAUCUUGGACCCAGUUGUUUUCCAGUGUAUGCCAAACUUACAAAUACUCAGCCUCGAAUCGAACAAGCUGAGUAGUGUGCCUGUGGAGGCUGUGGCAGCAUGGACCUCCCUGACAACCAUUAGCUUGGCCGGUAACGCCUGGGACUGCAGCCCCAGCAUCUGCCCUCUCAUGGGUUGGCUCAAAACCUUCAGAGACUCCAAAGACAUUAGCAUGAUAUGUAGCAGUCCCAAGUCUGUGCAGGGUGAAAGAGUCGUGGAUGUAAUGAGAAACCACUCGACAUGUGUGGACAUGUCAAAUGUGUUCACAACCACAGCUCUCAUCAUUCUGACUUCAACCCAAGUUUUGAACAUCACAGCUCACCCUGCUUCUUCAGGUGUUACAGACCUAGCUCAUACUGAGUCACCUGCACAGAAAUUAACCCCUUCAACGGUCCAUCCUAAUGGGACUCGCAGAAAGACAGCAGAGUCCACAACAAUGAGCUCCACAUCACCCAUCUCCCAUGAACCUCCCACCUCAUUUGUUCCAGAAGUACAAUUUGAAUAUCUGGCUUUCCACAAAAUCAUUGCAGGCAGUGUAGCCCUGUUCCUCUCAGUGUCCUUGAUCCUUCUGGUUAUUUAUGUCUCGUGGAGACACUAUCCUAACACCAUGAGGCAGCUGCAGCAGCACUCCGUCAACCAUAAGCGCAGGAAAAAAGUCCGCAAGCAGGAGCAGGAUCUUAACUCUCAGUUACAAGAGUACUAUCUGAGCUACCAUUCAAACUCAGAGACUAUGGACUCUUUGGUGAAUGAGACAAGGCCGUGCACGUGCACCAUAUCAGGAUCCAUAGAAUGCGAGGUCUGAGCUGCCCAUUCCACCUUAAGAGACUAAAAGUGCAAUUGCUAAGCAGAGGUAAAUGUUUUUGUUCCACAACAUUAAGUGGAUUUAUCUCUAAUGUGAAAUGAUAGAUUCUUCAGCACUGAAGGAAAUACUUGGGGGCAUAGCUCAUUAUAAUUAUGUGCACAGAAAAGAAGAUUGGAACUGAGAGAUAUAUUUGGAGAGACCUUAUUAUCACCCUGACCGACACGAGAACAGCGGCAGGGUCAUCCAGGUUAGCUGUGUAGUAACAACUGGACCACUGCUACAUUAGAAGUCAGCUCUGUAGAGAGGCUGACCUUAUUCUUAGUCAACCUAUAUUACCAUAGAAUAUGAACCAGCAAAGUCACUUUUUACUUGCUAGUUUAUUUUUAUUUAUUUAGUUAUUUAUUUAUUUUUUACAACAUACCAUAGGUUGUAAAGCACUUGGGCUGUACUGUAUGUGUGCAUCUUGGAGUGUAUGUACUGUAUGUGUGUCAGUGCAUUAUGGGGAUGAGCUCAUUAUCUCCUGGCUUACUGACUUCUGGUUGGAAGAGUUAUGGUGCUGCACCUUAUUCUCACAGAUACUAUUAGUGCAGUUAAACUGGUUUGUCCUACUACUGUAGUACAGUAAUUCAUUGCAGCAUUACCACAAGAAACUGGGGAAACAUGGAGUGAACAUCUUGUCCUGAGGUCUUUUGCAUGAAGUCACCCUUCUUACUUAAGAUGCUUGUCCCUCUCCUAUAGAAUAAUUGGUUCUAAUUGACAGAAAAUAAAUGCCUUUUGGUUCCUUAUGCUAUGUGCCAUUCAAAAACUAUAUUUAAACUCACAAGUCUAAUCUCAGGACUUUCAUUUUCCAAGCUGUGCACAUCUGUCGAGCCCAGAGCAGGCCUUGAUGUGACAAAUGUAAUGAUGCUGAUUUUCAUAAUGAAUUUUGUAUUGAUUAUUCCUGUCAUUAUUAUUAUGCAUUGUUUAUGUAAAAACUUAAUAAGGGUACUAGGUAUUCUAUGUGACAAUGAGUGUAUAAUUAAAAGAAACACUGACAAUUGAUAAAAACUUGGGUGUGAUCAGAAAAUCAAUGGCUGCUGCAUCAUUCUGCACUGUGCUCUUGAUGUUGCACAUUUCACUGGGUUUGCUUGCUGCAUGCAAAUGGAGGUGACAUAUCUUCCAUUGCUUAUUGUUUAACUGCUUUCUUCUCUUCUAUCUACACCCGACACUUCAGUAUCAGUUGUAUCUGGGGUACACACCCCACACUCGGGGUGGGGGGGCUCCAUGUCAGUCUCUGGGACAUAACCGUGCUGGUGUGCUCGCAGUUUUCUUGUAAACACAUCUGCUUUUAGUGCAAAUGGAGCCCAAGUAGACUACGAUGCCUUUCUUUGCUUGUCCCCAAGACAAAAAGAUAUUCCACUCUAUGAAACCAAAAACAGAUUAAGCAUCUCUCUAGUCUCUGUCAGUCUGGAAGCAUUGUUCUUGUGUGAAAGGACAGAGAUAAUAGAGGCAGGCUACUGAGGGACAGUGGGUGUUAUAGGUCAAGGCAGUUAUGCUGUUAAGAAAAUAUCACCCAGCAUGCUCUGUCUUAUUCCUUUCCCUGCCUUUCUUUCUUCCCUGUCUCCCUUUUUUUUUUGUUUUUUUUUUUCAGCUUGCUCACUGUGAAGAGAGAAAAUUAACCUGCGCCAGAGGACAUAUGUGCAUGUGUUACAGUAAGCUAGGCAGGAUAAAGCAGUGAUGGUGC